AUGAACAACGAUAAUAUCGACCCUGCACUUCAAUCGGUCGACCUCGCCGCUGCACAGAGUCGCAUGAAGGGACCUGUGGCGCGAGUAGCAAACGCUGGAAGUCGCGAAGGCACACCGCAGAGGGCGCACGGUUCAUCCCAGUACUCUGCUCCGCCAGGAAUGAGUCAAACACAACAGAUUCAAAGGUUGUUUGAGUCGAAUCCAAACCUUCAACAGUUGCAAAACGCUGCGAACAAGGCUACAGAGGUGUAUGAUGACGAGGAAGGAGAGGAACUGGACGACGAACAGUUGGCAAAUUCUAAUGCUCGUGCCAGAGAAAACUUGCAUCACCAGGUUGCCGCUCAUAGUGACCACCAGAUGAGUAAUGGUGUUGCUCAGCUCCUAGCUGGUGUUGGAAAAGUAUUCGUAGGGGAAAUAAUAGCUAAAG
Messenger RNA from Acaulospora colombiana, 427 nucleotides. NCBI's taxonomy places the organism in Eukaryota, Fungi, Glomeromycota, Glomeromycetes, Diversisporales, Acaulosporaceae. The record is from the annotation of a GenBank genome assembly.